AUGAACAGAGGAGACAAACUAGAUGUUCGCACAGCUGAAGCAUCAAAAUACAGCGAGGAGGAAGGCCGCUCCCUUCUUUCCCAUGGGUCUCACGAAGAUGACGACUAUUUAAUUGUCGAGGAGCCUUCGUCCACCUCUGGUACGCCGUCGUCUCAGUCAGCCUCGACCCCCAAGAUACCUCCGUCCCUCUCGACCUCCCCUACCGACCAGCCUCGAACAGGCCGAACGUCAAACCGCGUCAGGUUCGACAUCCAAGACGAUGGGGAAGAAGAUACUAGCCAGACCUUUGAGAGUCGCCGUGAUGUCGACUGGAUUGCGAACCAAGACUACCUUGAUGAAGAGACAGCUCAAGUACCAGGAGAUCGCUCUCGUCAGGCAGUUCCGCUUCUUACGAACAUAGAAGCUCCCAGCGUCACUGUCGCCACGUCAGACUUUAUCCCUGAAGACCACCUUGAGAAUGCUCGGCCCAGGAGUGGAUUGGGAAGUGCCUUCAUGAACAUGGCAAACAGUAUCAUCGGAGCUGGGAUAAUUGGCCAACCAUACGCUUUUCGUCAGGCUGGGUUGACCACAGGCAUCAUUUUACUUGUUAUUCUGACUUGGACCGUCGAUUGGACUAUCCGUUUGAUCGUGGUCAAUUCCAAACUCAGUGGAGCAGACUCUUUUCAAAGCACUUUGGAAUUCUGCUAUGGAAGAACGGGUCUGAUAGCAAUAUCUGUCGCACAGUGGGCAUUUGCAUUUGGCGGUAUGAUUGCAUUCUGCAUCAUUGUCGGAGACACUAUACCUCAUGUUGUGAUGGGAAUAGCUCCAUCUAUCAGGGACAUGCCGGUUCUGUGGUUGUUGACGGAUAGACGUGCUGUUAUAAUCAUCUUUGUUCUUGGAAUAUCCUACCCACUGUCACUGUACCGUGAUAUUGCUAAGCUGGCGAAAGCUUCGACUUUUGCCUUGGUCAGCAUGUUAGUCAUUUUGAUAACCGUCAUAAUAGAAGGUAUCCAGGUAGCUCCUGAGGCUAGAGGGGAAGUCAAAGGAUCCCUCUUUGUCAAUAGCGGCGUUGUUCCGGCUAUUGGAGUGAUCUCGUUUGCCUUUGUCUGCCACCACAACAGUCUCUUGAUAUAUGGUUCCUUGAGAAAGCCUACCAUGGACAGAUUCGCUCGUGUUACCCACUACUCGACCGCUAUAUCUAUGGUUAUGUGUCUAGUCAUGGCGGUGGCCGGCUUCUUAACCUUUGGGUCAAAAACGAAGGGUAACAUUCUUAAUAACUUCCCUCCAGACAACGUGAUUGUGAAUAUUGCAAGACUGUUCUUUGGGCUUAACAUGCUGGCCACGUUACCCCUUGAGGCGUUCGUCUGCAGGUCUGUCAUGACCACGUUCUACUUUCCAGAGGAGCCUUUCAACCUCAACCGCCAUCUUAUCUUCACUACCUCCCUGGUUGUAACAUCUAUGGUCAUGGCUCUGAUCACAUGCGACUUGGGCGCUGUAUUAGAACUUAUCGGCGCAACAAGCGCUUGUGCCCUAGCAUAUAUCCUUCCACCGCUCUGCUACAUAAAACUGAGUAAGCAGAGCUGGGUGGCGAAGAUCCCUGCCGUCCUUUGCAUUGCGUUUGGUACUGUGGUUAUGUGCAUUAGCGUCCUUCAAACGGCAGCGAAAAUGAUCAAGCAUGAGGGAGGCGCAGUAACUUGUUGA
Molecule: messenger RNA, 1680 nt
Organism: Trichophyton rubrum CBS 118892
Lineage: Eukaryota; Fungi; Ascomycota; Eurotiomycetes; Onygenales; Arthrodermataceae
Exons: 6
Coding region: 1-1680 (559 amino acids)
Biological process (GO): amino acid transmembrane transport
Cellular component (GO): endoplasmic reticulum
Molecular function (GO): amino acid transmembrane transporter activity
Source: RefSeq, a predicted model, not a curated record